This is a messenger RNA of Pyricularia grisea, 1515 nucleotides long. RefSeq lists its product as uncharacterized. Gene Ontology annotation, cellular component: uniplex complex; mitochondrial inner membrane. The transcript has 2 exons. The record is from RefSeq and is a predicted model, not a curated record. NCBI's taxonomy places the organism in Eukaryota, Fungi, Ascomycota, Sordariomycetes, Magnaporthales, Pyriculariaceae. The coding region runs from base 1 to 1515 and encodes 504 amino acids. Gene Ontology annotation, biological process: mitochondrial calcium ion homeostasis; calcium import into the mitochondrion. Gene Ontology annotation, molecular function: uniporter activity; calcium channel activity.
AUGAACCAUGCGCUGCGACUUUUGUCUGUUCGGCUGGCAACGUUGCAGGUGACACGACCGACACCAAAUAAAAUACCUCGCAGAAUACUACCACGCCUCCAACCUAAUAAGCUCCGAGGGUUCUCAACAACCGUUGUACGAUACCCCCGCAAAGAAGAUGACGGUAAUAAAUACGCGUCGCGCGCUCGCGAUCUCAACCAACAGGGCCUGGAUGAGCAAGAGCAGGAAGUGGUCCUGAGAAAACACCAAAUCGAGCGACCGUGGCACAGACAAGAUGCCGACAAGCCGCCUGUUGAUCCCAAGGGUCAUGAAAAGAAUCGAGAGGAGCCAUUGUCAAAAGGCAAGCUCUUGACCACGCCGACACGUCUUCUGAAAUUGAUCCUCCCCCUACCAGUAUCGGUCGAAAAGAACAGUCAAAACAAUGACUACAACGACCGCGACAGCAGCAGCAAGGACUUUGGCCGCUCGAUAUCAUCCAACGACAAGAUACAACCGCUCGCGCUACUCAUCCAUCCACAGCAGCCUUUGUCGUAUGUGGAACGCCUAAUACAAGCUGAGCUGCCACCUGUUGUGGAGAAUGGUAAAGAGAAGAUACCGAGCAUAUAUUUCCGCGCUGAGGAUACGGGCGACGCCGAUAAUGCGGCCGAGGGUCGUCCCAGACACGCAAAAAAGAAGGAAGACAAGUCAAAAUCUCCCCACGUCGCAUCCUACUCUGGCCUGGGUCAUGAGGCCGAGUCUCGCAAUGACGACGAGAAACGCUGGGUACGGUGGAGCAGCAGCACCGAGAUGGGUGACUUCAUUCGUGACGCGGCGCGGGGCCGCGAGUUCGCCAUCGAAGUGGAAGGCUACAACCUUUCGAUGCACGUUGGGGUGCCUUCAUUCGCGGACCGCACCCACUACAUGCGCAGCCGGCUCCGGCGCAUGUCGAGGUCCAUCGCCCGUCUGACAGAAAUCAAAUCAGAGUGCGACAAGCUCGCGCACCGCGGGGCGCACCGCCUGGCACAAGGCGGCUUCGCCAUGCUGAGCGCCUGGUGGGGCGUUGUCUACUACGUCACCUUCCACACUGAGGCUGGCUGGGACCUCGUGGAACCCAUCACGUACUUGGCCGGACUGACGACCAUCAUGGGCGGGUACUUGUGGUUUCUGUACAUCAGCCGGGACCUCUCGUACAAGGCGGCCAUGAACAUCACGGUUAGUCGACGUCGGGCGGCUUUGUACGAGGCGCGCGGGUUCGACGUUCCAAGGUGGGAGCGGCUGGUCCGCGAAGCCAACGCGUUGAGGGCCGAGAUUGCGCAUGUUGCCUCUGAAUACGAUGUCGACUGGGACGAGAAGGCGGACCUUGGUGGAUCCGAGGAGGUUAAGGAAGUUCUAGAAGCGGAGCGGCACAAGCAGCGGAAGCGUAGCUCCGAGGACGGUGGCGACGAGGACGAGGGCGGAGACGCGAGCCCGAAGGACAAGAAGAGCAGCAAGACGGAGAAGCAGAAGGAGGCCGAUUCCGGCAAGGAUAAAAGGUAG